AACUUUGAUUUCACCUGCGUCAACAUCAACUAUAUCACGCUCCCUCAUACAAUAUACACAUUAUAGGCGACUACCCCUUAGUCUCUCUUUACCAUUGCCAAAUGGGUAAUGAUUCCUUCAGGAUCACCUCCCGCAUGAUUACUGGCAAUUGAGCUACGAAGAAACGAACGACGUCAGACCGGAGGUCCGACGCGCGAGCAUCUCCAUUCACCUGAUUAGCUGACCCGGAAAAAGCCAACAUCUCCAUCGAGCGUCCGUAACGCGAAUCUUGGCGCUCGCCUGCAUAUAAAAGAAAACCCUCUUAGCACCCGCCCCUACGGAGCAAUGGCAUUCCUCGAAGAUCCUCGUCUUCGGCAGCGAUGGAACCAGAUCUCUCAUACAACCGAGACUGUCACUGAGAACGCAGCCGCUGGUAUAUGGAGUUUUGGUCACACAUACGUCACACCGUGUUUCUCCUCCAUCUUCUCAGCGUUGGAGAGCUGCUCGACCGUCUGCCUCGGCGAUCGUGAAGAACGAGCACGACGAGCAAGGGAACGUCAGCGGGCGCGAGGAAGGGCCGAAUAUAGCUUCGACUUCUACGAUGAUUGGGAUGAGGAGUUGGGAGGCGGUGACGAUGCAGGGGGACUUCUCGGUAGUUGGCGAGGUGAAGAUUGGGAUCAAUUACUUGCAGGCACCGGGAAAAAGCGGAGCGGAGGUGACGUUCAAGAGCAACCAAAGAGAAAGCGCGGAAUGAGCUACGGCACAAAAGGACCGCGGAGAAGAUCCAGUAUUCACGAAGAUCCGACAAUCAUUCCGAGCACUGCACCUCUGGGAUUUUUGGGCCGUCUACCGUUCAAGAUAGGAGGAGGCCCUUUGAGAUAUAAACCUAGUGCAGCAAAUCUACAAGAGCAUCCCGGAGCAUCAAGGUCGGGAUUAGAUACAGAACGCGUGCCGUUGUUGGACGAAAAUGACGAUGAGGCACACACUAACGAAUCACAGUCGCAUAGUAGGAACCGAAGUGGAACGGUAGGCAGUGGAGAUACUAGCGAUUCGUAUAGAUCGAGAGGUGAUCUUUUCCCAAGCGACGAAGAAGGGGAAGAAGAUGCAAUACCACUGGACGACGAGUUCGCCAUCGCGCUAGAUCACGCGGAUGAUCGCGAGAGUAGUAAGACGAGGAGCAGCAAGGGGAAACGGAUUGCAGAUCGCAGGAUACCAAGGAGUGUUUCGAGGGCGACGAUAGAUUCGGCAAGGCCAUCCUUACACCCCAGCUUUGGUUCAGGAUCGGUCCCAGAGAGCCCAGCGCUGCUUUCAAUGGCAUCACUGGAAGAUUUACGACUCGAAGAAGAACGGCUGGAACGGGAGGAAAAUGAAGUAGUAGAGAAAAAGAGACAGGUUGCUGCGGAUUUGGCUCUUAGGAGAGGGCUGAGUCGGGAUAAUCUUCAAAUCGAAUCCGUCCAGGAGGUGAAAUCCGAAAUAGUCAGGGUAGAAAGGCCGAUGGUUCCGCAAGAAGCUAUAUUUGAUAAGGGAUCAGACUACGGACAAGACGAGGCCGGAUCUGGAUCUGCAGAAGGAGAGGCUCACCAGCUACAAUCGCCAGCACCGAAAGAUCCGCCACAAGAAGACUUUGUCCCUGCACGACUACCAUAUUUCCGAUGAGAAAUAUCACCAGAUAUUACCAACCCGUAACUUCGACUCGAACUAAUACUCCUCGCGGCCAGUAUGCAACACGCCGGCGGAUUCUAUCACAGGGCUUUAAGCUAUGCUUAAGACGAACCAGAGCCCCAAUCAGAUGAGGUUUGAUAACGCCUAUGAUGAGCCAUGACACUAUGCUUGAUGAUAAGGAUUCAGCGUCACGUCGGAAACGUGUAAUUGGUAGUGUAGGCGAUCAAGCUAUCUCACUACCUGUAAAUCAAUGUGUGUACGUGUAAAUAUGGAAUUAUGAAAACUAUAGGGUUGGCAGAGCGAGAAAGCGGCCUAAGCCUUAUAGAGCGUGCAAAGCGCAAUGACCUUUGCUAUAGCGAAGGUUUUGAUGUUACUAUUAUUGCUGGGAAUGGGAAUUUUGAAAUUAAUUCUAACUAGACAAGAUACCAAGCUUGAAUAUACUUAUCUACCUUGAUAUUA
Daldinia vernicosa is the source of this 2100-nucleotide messenger RNA. RefSeq lists its product as uncharacterized. The transcript has a single exon. The record is from RefSeq and is a predicted model, not a curated record. NCBI's taxonomy places the organism in Eukaryota, Fungi, Ascomycota, Sordariomycetes, Xylariales, Hypoxylaceae. The coding region runs from base 325 to 1635 and encodes 436 amino acids.